Molecule: messenger RNA, 2006 nt
Organism: Erigeron canadensis
Lineage: Eukaryota; Viridiplantae; Streptophyta; Magnoliopsida; Asterales; Asteraceae
Product: putative UPF0481 protein At3g02645
Exons: 1
Coding region: 70-1809 (579 amino acids)
Source: RefSeq, a predicted model, not a curated record
UCAUGCAACAAAUUAAUCCAUAAAGGCGAAACCAUUCUUAUUAAUUAUCUACUAAAAAUCUUCAACACCAUGAGCUCUAAUCUAUCAAAAAUCUCCAAUCCCUACUCUUUCUCAAAGAUGGACAUAGACGAGCUCGGAUGGGUGGAAGGCAUGCGUAAAUCCAUCUGCGAACAAGACGACGAAGAGAUCGGCAAAAUCCCUGUUUCCAUCUUCACCGUCCCAAAAGUACUUCUCGCCACCAAUCCCGAAUGCUACAUCCCACAACAAGUGGCGUUAGGCCCGUUCCAUCAUUGGCGCCCCGAGGUUUACGACAUGCAAAGGUUCAAGCUGGCCGCAGCACGAAGAACCCAAAAGUACAUGAAUGUUAGCUUUGAUCGUAUCGUCGAGAUCAUGAAAGAUAAAGAUGAGGCGAGAAUCCGCGCAUGUUAUCAUAAGUUUCUUGAUAUGUCGGGGGAUGCUCUAGUCUGGAUGAUGGCUGUUGACAUGGCGUUUUUACUCGAAUUCCUUCAUGUGUAUUCUAUAAAAGAAGAAGAUCGGGUGUUGAAGAAAGUUAAUUCCUCGACGUCGCAUUUGGUUGAUAGUUCGGGGAAGAAACUAUCACAUAUGGCGAUUCUUCGUGAUCUACUCAUGGUCGAGAAUCAAAUCCCGUUCUUUCUCAUCAAGACCAUGUUGGAGCAUCAAUUUAAAGAAGCCGAAAACGAAUCUGCGGGAGAGACGUUGAAGAAGAUGCUCAUGGGAUUGUAUCGUGAGCUGUCCCCUUUUCAUGAGCUAGAACUCGCUGAUGUCGGUAUCGAAGACUGUGAUCACAUACUCGACUUUAUGUACCACAUGACGGUCCCAAACAAUAAAGAGCUUCAUAUCGAAGAAGCUAUUGAAAUCGAGUAUGAAGGUAUCACUGAAGACGUCAAAGGUAAUAGUGGUGAAGAAGAGUCGUCCACUUUUGCUAAGCCUAGUGAACUUCGAAGGUUUACGAAUUAUAUAUGGACUAUUCUCGUGAAAUCAAACGCGGGAAUGUUAAAGAUUUUCAAGAAAGUACUUUUCGGAAGAUUUAUGAAAAUGAUUGUGAAAUUACCUUGGGCGAUUAUAUCUAGACUUCCAAUACUCAAGGCCUUUAAAGAACCUAUAGAAAACAUGCUCGGACACUUUCGUGGCGAAGGCGGUGAAAAAACAACAGAAGAAGAUGGUAACGAAAAGGCGCCACGAAUCGAAGAAAUAACGAUCCCAUCGGUCGUUGAAAUGGCCAAAGCCGGGAUCCUUUUCUCCCCGGUCAAAGGUGGAAUAUCAACACUUAGUUUCGAUACCAAAACAUCUACACUUUAUCUUCCCGUGGUCGAACUAGACGUCAAUACCGAGGUUUAUUUGAGGAACUUGGUGGCAUACGAGGCGUGUGUUGCAGCGGGGCCGUUAGUGGUUGCUCGUUACACCGAGUUAAUGAAUGGAAUAAUCGACACAGAAGAAGACGCAAAGUUUUUGAGAGAAAGAGGGAUAGUGUUGAACCAUUUGAAGAGCGAUAAGGAGGUUGCGGAUUUAUGGAAUGGGAUGAGUAAAUCCGUGAAAUUAACAAAAGUGCCAAAGAUGGAUAAAGUGAUUGAGGAUGUGAACAAAAGGUAUGCUCAAACUUGGAGGGUGAAAUUGGCAAUGUUUAUGAGAAAAUAUGUAUUUGCAUCUUGGAAGAUAUUAACAUUGUUGGCUGCAUUGUUUAUGUUGUUCUUGACAUUUGUACAAGCUUUCUGCUCAGUCUACAGUUGUGCUCGAGUGUUCCAUCAGCUCCCCGAAAUUCCUGGAGAUGAAGCUGCUUCUGGCGCCUAGCUAGACCUAGUAAUUAUUCAUAUACGAGUACUACUGGAGUAGUGUUCGUGUACUUACCGUAUGCAAUGUGCAUGCUUUUAAUUAGCUAGAUAAUUUACAACCUUAUUUUGUUUUGACUUUGUCUAUGCGUUUGAUGACUUUGAUUUAAAAGUCCACUUAUUGAUUAUACAUGCCAGACUGGUUGAUGCUUCUUAAAA